Cygnus atratus (black swan) is the source of this 1437-nucleotide messenger RNA. It is a transcript of the gene CD5, whose product is annotated as CD5 molecule. Gene Ontology annotation, cellular component: plasma membrane. The coding region runs from base 1 to 1371 and encodes 456 amino acids. NCBI's taxonomy places the organism in Eukaryota, Metazoa, Chordata, Aves, Anseriformes, Anatidae. Gene Ontology annotation, biological process: T cell costimulation. The record is from RefSeq and is a predicted model, not a curated record. The transcript has 10 exons.
AUGGCAGCCUGGCUGCCCGCCGGGCGCCUGCUGCUCGUGCUGGGGACAUGGGACCCCCCCAUGCGGCUCACUGGUGGCAGCUGCCGCUGCACCGGGAAGCUGGAGGUGAACAUGAAGGGAGUCUGGAGCCCCGUGUGCCAGAACAUUGGGAAGCAGGCCACUGUCAGCAUCUGCCAGCGGCUGGGCUGUGGCCCCCCCACUGCCGCCAGCCCCUUUGUGGUGGACAGGAACAAGGAGCCAAGGGUGCAGGCGGUGCAGUGCACUGGGACAGAUAGGUGCCAGUGGCAGUCGGCUAACUGCAGCAGCCACGCCACCUUCGCCUGCAGUGAGCCGGCGACCACCACCACCAAGCCUCCCCCUACGCCACCAACCACCAGCCCGGAGCCCACCGGGCCCCCCAGGCUGCGGCUGGUGGACAGCAACUUCAGCUGCUCAGGCUUUGUGGAGCUCCACAUGCGGGGCCGGUGGGGGGCCGUGGCGAGCAGCCCGGGCAAUUGGAUGGAGCUGGCUGCCCGCAUCUGCAGCGCGCUUGGCUGCGGCAGCCCCAUCGAUGGCCCCGCAGCCCCGCAGAUGAGCCAGCUCCUCGUGAAGUGGGAGGCAGUGGAGCCGUGCAGGAGCCCCGAGCUCCUCGACUGUUUCAACAGGACCAGGGACGGGCGCGGGAGAGCGCCCGCCUUCCUCACCUGCUCAGGUUCCCAGCCGCAGGCGGCGCGGAGGCUGGCGGGUGGCCCCACGCCCUGCGAGGGGGACAUCGAGGUGUUCCAGCAGGGCCGCUGGCAGGUGCUGUGCAACCGCCCGGCGCAGCGCAACGAGUGGGGCCGGCAGCUGUGCAGGGAGCUGCGCUGUGGCAACCUCUCCUCCAGCACCGAGGUCCGAGAGCCCCCUUCCAUGGGGGUCUUAUGUGAUGUCCGCCACCUGCACCUCUGCCCGGACAGCCCCAAGUCGCUCCGCUCCUGCUUCCGCACCCGAGUCGUGUGCCAGGACUCGAAGCCGCGUCCCGCUGGCGUAGCAGCGGGCACCGUGGCGAGCAUCUGCCUGGCCCUGCUCCUCUUUGGCAUCCUCCUGCUUAUCUGCGGCCCUCCCACCUACAGGUGGCUGAUGAAGAAAAUCUCCAAGAAGAAGCAGCGGCAGUGGAUCGGCCCCACGGGGCUCAACCAGAACGUCUCCUUCCACCGCAACAGCACCGUCACCCUGAGGCCGCGGGCAGACGGGCAGAGGGCGCAGGGGGGGGACAACGACUACGCUCAGCCCCCCCAGAAGAGCUCCUACCUGUUGGCAUACACAGUCCUGCAAGGCGCAGCCCGAUCUUCCAACCCUCCGGACAACUCCUCUGACAGCGACUACGACCUGCAGUCUGCCCGCAGGCUGUGACCCCGAGAGAGACAGACGUGGGAUUCAGCACAUGGAGAAAGGUAAAGCAUGAGUUGAACAGAGCUG